Molecule: messenger RNA, 1608 nt
Organism: Aphanomyces invadans
Lineage: Eukaryota; Oomycota; Saprolegniomycetes; Saprolegniales; Verrucalvaceae
Exons: 1
Coding region: 97-1497 (466 amino acids)
Source: RefSeq, a predicted model, not a curated record
CGAAAAAGUAGAAGGAAUGUUCGCGGCACAUGACGUUUCCACACCACGUGGACAUGCGUUGGACAACGACAUCUGCACGACCGCGCAACGUUGUCGAUGUCCGUUGACGCGCACAUUGCCGACGGCAUCGCAGUGGAGCUUGAGCCCGACGAUCGAGAAGACGGUAAGAAGGAAAUGACGAUCGCAUUCAACGAGGAACACCAGACGACCAACAACUUGGCCAAGAUAUACGUCGCUCGAUCGACCCACUCCACGCAGUUCGAGCGGAAGGCGGCCGAAAUUGAGGAGGAGGCAGCCCUGCGUGAGGCGGAACUCAAGGCAGAAGAAGAAGCAUCCCUUGCUGCAUUUCGUGCCGCACUCGAAUUGAAGCGCCAAAAAGCGAGAGAAGCUCAACUCGCCCACGAAGAAACUGUUGUCCGAGCUGUGUGCGCGGCGUCACUCUUGGAGUUUACCGAGCGGGAACGGAUUGAAGCACAGAUGUCACUCGACGAGAAGAAGCGCUUGGAGGACGAAGCAGCGCAACUCGAGAACAUUGCUGCGUUGACGACGGCGGCAAAACGGUCUAAGACCAUCGCUGUACAGAGUGUGUUGGAUCUCAAAGCUAAAGCGUAUCAAGCCAAACUGCAAGCACAAAAAGCAAUCCAAGAAUACGAAAUGAAGGAGCGGGAACGACAAGAGAAGCUUGCAGCCCUCUCCGACCUCGAAUCGCAGCGGGAGUUGGAGCUGCAGCUUGGAGCGAUGAAGCAGCGCCAGGAAGCUGCCACGUUGAAACGGCAAGAGAGCGAGCGUCGCGCACUAGAGGCCAAAGAACGAGCCCAAUCGUUGCGCCAAUCUGCCUUGGACGCCGCCAAGCACAUGCGCGAGACCACCAAGCUAGGGAUUUCUGCCAUACUGGAGAGUGAAGAGAAAGUUCGCGAAGCGCAUUACGCGUCAGAACUACAGACAGUUCAAGGAGCCAAGGAAGAAGCCCGACGACGGCGUGAGGAGAGCGAGCGCCGUGCGACAGAGGCUGCACAGAGGGCGGCAGCACUACGAGAAAAGGCCGUGAACGCUGCCAAGGACCUGCGCAGUAUCUCGAAGCGUGGGAUCGAAGCAGUGCUUGAGAAGGAAGAGUUGUUGCGCCACCAGCAAUUCCAGAGCCAGAUGAGUGCAGUUCAGUCAGAGCGCGAAGAAGCCACGCGAAGGCGCGAAGAGUGCGAACAACGGGCUAUUGCAGCCGCCGAGCGCGCCAAGACGAUGGCAUCACAAAUUUCACUGUCCACACCACAAAGCACAUUGACUCUAGCAACAACCGACACUACAGAACAUACAUCACUUAGCCCCGCCAUCGACAUUGCUGCCAGGGCAACCCUCGACGAUACGAUCAUACCUGAGAAUAUCGAGUCGCCAACUGCAAGGAAGGAUGCGCCGGCUGCUGAAGUGGUUGCGCCGUCUUUGGCUCCGUUGCCAGCAGGUCGUGCGAAGAAAGAGCGAAAGAAGAAGUGCGUGAUCAUGUAGGAGGAAGAGUGCAGUCGAAUUGGUAGUUGCAGUGUUUGAAAAUUGACCAAAUUUUCAACGAUUUGGGGAGAAAACGCAGCAAAUAUGUGAAAUAAGUUAAAAAUGGACGAA